Alnus glutinosa is the source of this 2495-nucleotide messenger RNA. Its product is annotated as pentatricopeptide repeat-containing protein At5g42450, mitochondrial. Gene Ontology annotation, biological process: RNA modification. The record is from RefSeq and is a predicted model, not a curated record. The coding region runs from base 205 to 1782 and encodes 525 amino acids. Gene Ontology annotation, molecular function: RNA binding; protein binding. NCBI's taxonomy places the organism in Eukaryota, Viridiplantae, Streptophyta, Magnoliopsida, Fagales, Betulaceae. The transcript has a single exon.
UGCUACAUUCUGAUCGACACGGUUAAUUAAACUUAUCAUUAACCUUAGAACUAUGAAAGUACUCUCCACUUCCAAUUAAUUUCCUUCAGCCAUUGAUCUUACAGUCAUCAACUAUCUAGCAGAUUUAACCACAGAUAGAAGUUGUCCAAUAUUUGCAUCACGUAUGGGUAAUUGAGUCCUCAGAUAUCCCUCCCGAACUCGCAUAUGAAACCCAUAAUUUACAGACUCCCCAUCUCUCAGCCCACAUUGAGAAAAACCCAGAGCUUAGCCUGUAGCCUUCUCGUUGAUAUUCAGAAAGCUUAUGCACAUGUCCAUAAACUAGGAAUCUCAGCUGCUCAGCCUGAUAUUCACUCAGAAUCAACAUCAUUCUCGGUUGCUCUUCAACUGUUCGACGAAGCGUCUGAGUUGAGCGUAGUGUCUGCCACAGCCAUCAUUGGGCGCUUUGUUCAACAGCACCGCCAUGAAGAGGCCAUGUAUCUUUUCGCAAGGAUGCUUGUAUCAAAUAUUAGACCCAAUGAGUUCACAUUUGGGACCGUAACUCACUCAUCAACUGCGCUGGGAAACCUUUAUAUAGGGAAGCAAAUUCACGCUUGCGCAACGAAGAUUGGCCUUCACUCGAAUGUUUAUGUUGGUAGCGCACUUUUAGAUCAUUAUGCCAAGUUGAGUACCAUUGAAGAAGCUCAAAGGGUUUUUGAAGAUACCUGCAACCGGAAUGUGGUAUCUUACACGACUUUGAUAGGUGGCUACCUGAAAAAAGAGAGGACUGAAGACGCUUUCCACCUCUUUCGAGAGAUGCCCGAGAGAAACAUUGUUUCUUGGAAUGCAAUGAUUGGCGGGUGUAGCCAAACAGGCCACAAUGAAGAGGCUGUGAAUCUUUUUGUUGAGAUGCUUGGAGAAGGGUUGCUGCCUAAUCAUUCAACUUUUCCUUGUGCUAUUAGUGCAGCUGCCAAUAUAGCAGCCCUUGGAAUGGGAAAAAGUUUUCAUGCUUGUGCUGUUAAGUUCUUGGGUAAGCUUGAUGUGUUUGUUGGCAAUUCUCUGAUCAGCUUUUAUGCCAAAUGUGGAAACAUGGAAGACAGUCUCUUGGUUUUUAAUAAACUUUCUGAAAGAAAUAUUGUUUCUUGGAAUGCUGUGAUAUGUGGUUAUGCACAGAAUGGUAGAGGAGAGGAAGCCAUUAGCUUCUUUGAGAGGAUGCAGGCCGUAGGUUGUAAACCUAAUAGUGUUACACUUCUUGGGCUAUUAUGGGCUUGUAAUCAUGCUGGCCUUGUUGAUGAGGGUUUUUCAUAUUUCUCUCGCGCAAGACUUGAAGACCCUAGCAUGCUAAAGCCGGAGCACUAUGCUUGUAUUGUUGACUUACUCUCCCGCUCAGGGCGCUUCAGACAAGCUGAGGAGUUCCUUUGCGAUUUGCCAUUUGAUCCAGGAAUUGGGUUUUGGAAAGCAUUGCUUGGAGGCUGUCAGAUUCACUCAAAUAUGGAAUUGGCGCAGUUUGCCGCUCAAAAAAUCCUAGCUCUGGAUCCUGAAGACGUUUCAUCAUAUGUAAUGCUGUCAAAUGCUCAUUCUGCAGCUGGUAGAUGGCUGAGUGUGUCAACAAUAAGAAGAGAGAUGAAAGAGAAGGGUUUGAAGAGGAUUCCAGGUAGUAGCUGGAUUGAAAUCGGAAGCAAAGUUCACGUCUUUGUAACUGGAGACUGGAGUCAUCACCAAAAGGAUGAAAUGUAUAUGGCCUUGCGGUUUUGUAUGGAGCAUUUAAGGGAGAUCAAAGCUUCCAAUCUUCUUGAAGAGUCGUGAGUCUAGCUUUUUGAAGAAGUGAUUAGAGUGGCUCUCCUUUAUAGAUCUGGAUUCCCAAUGAUUUGCUAGCAAUCCGAACAACAAAAUUACUAAAAAUCUCUAUCUCCGCUUUAUAUAUUAGAGUCAUGAGCAUUGAGAAUUGGGAGGACUGAACUCAUUUACUUCAACCUCCUCGUAGCAUCUAUAAGUAUCAAAGAACAGUUCAACUACCGUAAUAGAUUGCUCUAAAAGAAGGCAGGAGGAGCGUUGUUUGAAUAACUGACCUGCGUGCUAUCAAACCAACCGUAUUGGCUUUAUUUGCUUACACCACAUACUAACCUAGGCAAUUAAUUAAUGGUGGGGUUUUAGAAGGAUGCCCUUCAAAAGCAGCUGCUUGUAGAGUUCUGCAACCGUUGGCUUCACAGAUCACAGGAAAAUGGGAACAUUUUGUAGGUUUGCUUUUUAUCAUAUGUUGUUUAUACGGCAGAUGUAAAAGCUGAUUUUUACUAUUACAUCAACUUGUAUGACAUUUUUUCCAGUAUUUUUUUUCCCUUUGUGAGGCCAUGGCAGUUUGAGCUUUGGCGAGUGUGAGAUUCUAAGGGUCUUGGCAUGACAGAUGGAGCUUUAGUGAUCUUGGAAACAUUAUUGUAUGGAAAAAUUUCUUCCAAUAUUGUAAGCAUUACAUUAUUUUUUAAACUUGUGCUUCAUGAGAUCUGUCUCUUGAAUUAUUAAAA